UCGUUCGUCUCCUAUCGAUCCACCGAUCUCCCUCCCUAACUCCUCCUCCCUGCCGAUCCCAUCAUCUCUCGACCGGCGGUGAAGCAGACCUCCCCCGUCCGCCACCAUGAGCUCCUUCUCCGGCAAUAGCUCAGGUCGCGCCCCCUCAUCCGCCGCCUCCUUCGACUCCUACAAGUUCGACUUCGGCCUCGCCGGAUCCGCCCGGGGCUCGGCCGCCCGUCCCCUCAAGGACCAGAAACCCAGUCCCUACGUCGCCUCCUCCGCCCCCUCCUCCAAGCCCGCCGCCCCCGCCUGGUCCCACCAGCCCUCUCGGCCCUCGUGGACCCCCGCCGCGCCCGCGCCCUCCGGCGCCUCCGGCAUCUCGAGAUCUGGCAACCUCUCCAGCACCCCCGCUUCCAUGGUCGGUGAUAUAUUCGGCAAGAGCUGGGUGUCGGCCGCGCCCUCUUCCGCCAAAUCUGGCCUUGCGAUCCCCAAAUCUGACCCUAAUCUCUUCGGUGAUCUCGUUGGAUCCGCCCUCGGCCAGGGCCGUGGCGGAUCUAGCAACGUUCCGUUGAAGUCCGCUGCUCACAAGAAUACCUUCUCCAUGGGCAAUUUAUCCGAUUCCCUCCCUAGAUCGAUUAAUCCUACCACCUCCGCCGCUGCUGCGGCCAACAGUACCCCAAUGAGGUCUAGCAGCUUGGGAUCUUCCGACGAUCUUGGAAAUUUUCCAUUUUUUAAUCAGCCUGGUCCUAAGAUCGGGACUCCGAUGGGUAGUGGUGGGCAACCGAUGAAAUCGACGGCUGGAGUCCCACCGACGAAUGCUAAAAGGGAUCCUUUUGGUUCGUUGGUUGAUUUUGGAUCAAAGCCCACUGCAAAAGCACCGAUGUCGUCGGCAAAUUCAUCCAAUAUGAGCGGUGCCAGUCCCGGUGCUGAUGAUUUCUCUUUUGGCGCGUUCCAGAACGCCAAUUCGACAAAAAAGAGCGACAUUGGAAUUAGUGGUGCCAGCUUUUCUUCUCCGCCACCACCACAACAGCCUACUCCCCCUAAAGCUGACACGGAUCCAUUGGACAUGUUCUUCUCUUCGUCUGCAGCUGCUGCUCCUGCUGCUGGAGUCGCCUCAGAGGCAUCAGGGAGCCAGCAAUUCUCUGAAAUGAAUGAUUGGGACCUGGGUUCUGAGUUUGGAGGACAUGACACUGGUGGGUCAACGAUGGAGCUUGAGGGCCUGCCGCCACCACCCUCAGGCGUCACAGCACCAGCUGCAAAGACCAAGGGAUUGGAUAAUUACAAGCAGGGCCAAUUUGCUGAUGCUAUCAAGUGGCUUUCAUGGGCAGUUGUGCUUUUGGAGAAAUCUGGGGACAAUGAUUCAAUGGCUGAGGUCUUAUCUUGCAGAGCCUCAUGCUACAAAGAAGUUGGCGAAUAUAAGAAGGCUGUGGCUGACUGCUCGAAGGUGUUAGAGAAAGAUACGGCAAAUGUCUUAAUGCUAGUACAACGAGCACUUUUGUACGAGAGUAUGGAAAAAUACAAACUUGGUGCUGAAGAUUUGAGGAUGGUCCUGAAAAUCGACCCUGGUAAUAGGCUUGCAAGAAGUACAAUCCACCGUUUAAAUAAAUUUGCUGAUUAAGAUCAAUUUGGAGUUCUUGCCCUGCGUCUUGUUUUAUUAAAUUAGUUGAAAAUAUAAAUUUGUAAGGUUUUUUAUUGCUUUUCAAUUGGUAAGUUGAUUUGGGGAUAAUUAUAUAUUUGUUGCAUGGAAGUGGUGUCAUUCUCAAUAAUUAAUCUGAAAACUUUACAUGUUUUGCAUGUAUGUUUGAUACUAUUAAA
Molecule: messenger RNA, 1797 nt
Organism: Musa acuminata subsp. malaccensis (wild Malaysian banana)
Lineage: Eukaryota; Viridiplantae; Streptophyta; Magnoliopsida; Zingiberales; Musaceae
Molecular function (GO): protein binding
Source: RefSeq, a predicted model, not a curated record